This is a messenger RNA of Prorocentrum cordatum, 359 nucleotides long. NCBI's taxonomy places the organism in Eukaryota, Dinophyceae, Prorocentrales, Prorocentraceae. The record is from the annotation of a GenBank genome assembly.
GCAGCAACCCGAGCGGCGACUUGUCCAGCGGCAGCGAUGACGACCCGGAGGACGAGGAGCAGGGCACAGACCUCUCCACCGCGGGCUCCCAGGACUUCGCAUACCAGAGCGGGCUGGCAGGCAGCACCGGGUACGACAUGGAGGCAGAAGAGCCAGCCGGCAACAACCUUGGUGGCGACCUAUCCAGCGGUGUCGACGGAGACCCGGAGGACGACGAGGCCACUCUGGAGUGCCACCUGCUGGAGAAGGAGCAGCGGAGUAUUGAGUGUCUUGCCUUGCAGAAUUACGCCGCGGACGAGGUUGCUGAGGCCUUGGCGUCAGGCUACUUCGCGGACGAGCUCGCAGCUCAGGGCUACACU